AUGGAGUUUUCCAGCCUUACGAUAGACAAUAGCAUCAAAAAGGGACUUCGAGAGCAUGGAUUUGUUGGCAUGACGGAGAUACAGCAGAAGAUCAUUCCUGUUGGGCUUGAAGGAAGCGAUGUGAUUGGAUCGUCGCAAACAGGAAGCGGAAAGACACUUGCAUUUGUUGUGCCUAUGCUGCACCGCCUGAAGGAGCUUCGGUGGAACACACAGGAUGGUCUUGGAUGCCUAGUUGUGACGCCAACGCGUGAGCUUGCAUUACAGAUAUUUGAUGUGCUGAGCAAAGUAGGGAAGCAUGCAGGAUUCAGCAUGGGGCUGAUCAUGGGGGGAAUGGAAGUUGAGAGUGAGCCCGAAAAGGUCUGCGGAGUAAACAUUCUUGUGUGCACACCGGGGCGACUGAUACAGCAUCUGCAGGAAAACACACACAUGAGCACCGGCAAUGUUCAAAUCUUGGUGCUUGACGAGGCAGACAAAAUGAUCGAGAUGGGAUUCAGGGAAAGCCUGGUGUCUAUUCUUGGGCAUCUGCCAAGGAAGAAGCAGGUGAUGUUGUUUUCUGCAACACCAAAGGCCUCUGUUGCAAGGAUCCUUGAGCUAGACGAUCCAAAGAUAGUCUGUGUAUAUAGAGAAGAGGGGUUUCCAUCACGAUUGCAGCAGUACUUUUACAUGAUGAGGAUCAAAGACAAGGUGAACAAUCUCUAUGCAUUUCUAAAGAAGAAUGCAGACAUAAAGGCGGUUGUGUUUUUCAGUACAUGCAAAGAGGUGAAGUUUCACCACCUGCUGUUUGGAAGGCUUAAGGUACGCAGCAAAAUUUUCUGCUUGAGUGGUGGAAUGACCCAGAAGCAAAGAAUCGAAGUGUUUACAAGAUUUGUAAACGAAAAGAACGGAUACUUGUUCUGUACGGACCUUGGAUCCAGAGGGCUAGACUUUCCAAACGUGGAUGCAGUGCUGCAGUAUGAUUGCCCAUGCAACAUAGAAACGUAUGUUCAUCGUGUCGGAAGGACAGCAAGGAACAACAAUGAAGGGAAGUCGUACCUGUAUCUCGUGCAUGGCGAGGAAAGGAUUCUUUCAGAUAUACAGAAGCGAGGGUGGGUUCAGAAGGAUAAGGAUUCUGAGUCCAAAGGCAAAAGCACAGCAAUGCUUGAUGACAUAUCAGAAGGGCCCAGGAUGGAAGUGAACCCAAUAGAUAGGAAUGUGCAGGGCAUUAUAAAGCACAGUGCAGAGAUCAGUGAGUAUUGCAAGAAGUAUCUUGUGACAUACGAAAGGUUUAUUUCAAUGAGCAGCAGGAAGUAUUCAGAUUGUGUAAUACAAAAGAUGCCGUCCUUAUAUAGCUACUUUGGAAUUGAAAGAGACGCAAAGCACAAAAGUAGAGAGGAGGAUUCUGAAUGA
Ordospora pajunii is the source of this 1386-nucleotide messenger RNA. Its product is annotated as DEAD/DEAH box helicase. The record is from RefSeq and is a predicted model, not a curated record. The coding region runs from base 1 to 1386 and encodes 461 amino acids. The transcript has a single exon. Gene Ontology annotation, molecular function: nucleic acid binding; ATP binding; RNA helicase activity. Lineage: Eukaryota; Fungi; Microsporidia; Ordosporidae. Gene Ontology annotation, biological process: rRNA processing. Gene Ontology annotation, cellular component: nucleus.